Messenger RNA from Rubroshorea leprosula, 1833 nucleotides. The record is from the annotation of a GenBank genome assembly. NCBI's taxonomy places the organism in Eukaryota, Viridiplantae, Streptophyta, Magnoliopsida, Malvales, Dipterocarpaceae.
UUCUCUCACUUUCUCCCUGCUUUUGUUUUGAUUUUUCUUGGUAUAGAAAUGAAGGAUACAGAUUCUCAAUCAUCAUCUCCACGCUGUAGGAAACACCCAUAAUUGCACCCAACAAUCUUUUUUCGCCAUGGAAACCUGAGCUGUUAGGCCUAGUUCUUUUCUCUCUUCUUCUCUUUCCCUUUUUUCUUCUUCCCCUGUUCCAGUAUAAAUACCCAUCAAUCUCCAUCAACUUUUUCCUCCCAAGCUAACAACCCAUCUUCUCUUUUUCUCUCCUUCCAUCCAUCAUGGAUCCCUCAUGCACUACUGCUACCUCUGUCAAUGGCUUCUACAGCUUGCUCAACCGAGGGCUUGAAGAUCUUGAUUGCUCCUUCAUUUCCCAUAACUUCAUGUCAAUCCAAUUCCUUCAAAAGUUCCUCUCUUUUCUCAGAUCUUUUCAUUCCCACUUGACUCUUUUGGUUCAAAAGCUUCACCUUCCAGUUGGGGAAAAAUGGCUUGAUGAAUACAUGGAUGAAAGCUCUAGGCUUUGGGAAGCCUGUCAUGUGCUCAAAUCAGGCAUCUCUGGGAUGGAAGGUUAUUAUACUUUGGGUGGGAAUAUAGCAUCCUCUCUUGAUCAUCAUCACCAUUUUAACCCUCAAUAUUAUAGACAGGUUAUAAGGGCAAUCUCUGCUUGCCAGAGAGAAAUUGUGGGUUUGGAAGAGGAGAACAAGAAUUUGGUGGAAACAAGAGGACAGCAACUAUCUCUCAAAUUUGAUGAGAAUGUCAUGGUGGAAUCAAAGCUAAACGGGUUUAAUGGAUUUAGAGGUGUUCUUUAUGCAAUGAGGAACGUUACCUCCUUGCUUCUGAUGAUCCUGCUCACUGGAUUGGUAUAUUAUUGCCCUGAAAUGAGUUUUCUCCAUAGAGAGCUUGAAGGGAGACAUAUGAGAUUUGGGUCAGGAUUCAUGGUUUGGAUAGCAAGAUUGCAUCAAAGAGUGGGGAAUGAAGUGAACCGAAUUGGUGGGCAGCCAGGGAUUAUACUGUAUGAGUUCAUAGAAGCCAGAGCUGCCAUGGAAGAACUGAAAGUGGAGCUUGAGAGAGUUGUGGAGUAUGAAUCAGAAGUUGAGAUUCAAGAAAAAGUGGACAACAUCAAGAGCUCCUUCGGGUUAUUGAGAUGUGGGGUGGAGACUAUAAUUGGACAGAUUGAUGAUUUCUUUGAUGAAAUAGUUGAAGGAAGGAAAAAGCUUCUGGACAUGUGCAGUCAUAGGUAGAGUGAGAGAAAGAAAGAUUGGACAUGUGGAGCUAUAGUUAGAGAAAAUGAAAUGAAUUAAAAUGGCAAAAAAAGAGUGAAAAGAUGUGAAGCUGAAAGGAUUUAGAAUUCCUUUUUAAAGUGGCAUCAUAUCAACUUAGUUUCAUCCUUUACCUUCAGUUUGUAUGUUAACUUGUUUUUAAUGUUCUUCAGCUUCUUGUUCCUCUGAAAGCUGUAGCUCAGUAGCUGCAUUAAUGGUGUUAACUCAAGGAAACCCAGAAAGGGAAAUUCUUGAGGGGAAAAGGAAUGUGAUUCCUCCAUUGAAGAAAAGCAAUGUUGCCAUGUAAAGAUGAGAAACGAGGAGAAUAUAGAAGAGAGACAUUAGCUUCAAAGGAAAGCAAGAUUUUUCAAUCCAAAGGGCAGAUUCUUCUCCCUGUAGAGAAAAAAGAAAACGAUGCUUCUUUCUUUGAGCCUUUUCUUCUGUCUCAAAUUAGAAUCAGAUCUUGUAUUCAUUAUGCAGACAUUUCUUUUUCUGCAUAUCAUGAUAUGAAUUGCAGGGUAAUUAUUGAUACUGCUGUAUUUUGCAGCUUGAAUACACAGCCAGCUAGUAU